AUUUAUUAUAUAAACCCAUCAAUAAAAUCUUGCAAGUAAUCAACAAGAAAGGGAUUGAUUAAUUAUUUAUCAGGAGAAGAAAUUUGAAAAGAUGUGUUGUGGGACAAGAGUGUGUUGUUUCUGCAUGUGUGUGAUAUUGGUGGUGAUGGCGAUUGGGUUUCUCUUCGGAUUUGGGGUUUUCAAGCAUGGCUUCCACAAGUUGGAGAACACAAUCCACAACUCCGGUCCCUCCUCCGCCGCCGCAUACGGUGGCGGGCGUCCCUUCUUUGUUUACAAUGCGCCGCCGCCCUUUUAGGGAUCUUCAGUAAUUCUUUCGAUUUUAUAGUUCUUUUUUUUAAUGGUGGAUUUUUAUAUUAGUUGCUAUGUUUAUGUUAGUGUAGGUUAAUUAUUGUUUUUUCAAAGGGACUAUUGACUAUUUGUUGUUAAUAUGGUGGACUAUUAAUUAUUAU
Messenger RNA from Erythranthe guttata (spotted monkey flower), 449 nucleotides. RefSeq lists its product as uncharacterized. NCBI's taxonomy places the organism in Eukaryota, Viridiplantae, Streptophyta, Magnoliopsida, Lamiales, Phrymaceae. The record is from RefSeq and is a predicted model, not a curated record.